Molecule: messenger RNA, 1193 nt
Organism: Homarus americanus (American lobster)
Lineage: Eukaryota; Metazoa; Arthropoda; Malacostraca; Decapoda; Nephropidae
Molecular function (GO): protein dimerization activity
Source: RefSeq, a predicted model, not a curated record
CUGGAAGCUGGAGUUUGAUUAUUUAACCUUAAGCAUAUAUGAUACAAUAUUUUGACUAAUAUAGAGGACUUCACAGCAGCUUCCCCCGUCUCGGUAAUAGUAAGGUCGCCCACGGCAAGUGAUAAUUUAUGCUAGGUUAGGUUAACUUAACUUUACUUUAACUUAUAAAUACUCUAACACCUUUUCCAAAAUUUGCCAUAAAUACGACCGUCUCACUAUAAAACAUAUUGAAAUUGCGGUGUUUAGAAAUUUGUUUUCUCUGAAAACAAAAAUUUUUAAGCUAAGACAAUAUAAUAAAGGCAUAUCAGCCCUUAAAGGCCAUUUCCUAUUAUUUUAUGCAUUACUGUACAUAAUUAUUAUUUUUUAAUUACAUUGGAAACUGAAAUUUUUUAUUUCCCCGGUGUUUUUAACUAAUAGGUUGAAUUGGCAAAAGGAAAUUUUUAGAGGUGCUAUGUGAAGAAAGAAGACAGAAGGAGUGCAAUGCUGACAUUAGAAGAAAGUCGAAGAUGAAGAGGUGGAUUAGAAGAAGGACCAACCCACGACAACUGCUGUACUGCCGGCAUCCCCUAUUUUUCAGAUACCAGCUGGAUGGAAGACGUGAGCUGUGCUGGACCCCACUAAUGUACUGAUGUGGUUGAUGUUGUUGAUGUACAAUAAAAAGAUAUAAUACCCUAACAUGUGAAGCAGGAACAUUGUUUGUGUAUUUUGGAGUAUUUUCUCUGAUUUUUGUUGAUGUUUACUACAAAGAAUGCAAGAGUAUGACACUAACUUCGGUUUCCUGUAUGACUUGGAGAAACUUCGAGAUAUGAAAGAAGACUACAUCAUGAAAGAGCGAUGUAUAGCUUUGGAUAAUUCAUUGAGUGUUGGAAAUUUUCACGAUAUUGAUUGUGCAGACCUGUUCUCAGAGCUUCGAGUACUCCAAGAACUUAUUCCUCAAGAAACAAACAGUGCACUUCAAGUCCUUCAGAUUCUCAAGUCUCUAAAUGGUUCCUUCCCUAAGGCAGAAAUAGCAUAUCGGAUUUUAUUGACAGUUCCAGUCACAGUGGCAUCAGGGGAGCGGAGUUUUUCCAAGCUGAAAUUAAUAAAGAAAUAUCUAAGAACAACUAUGUCUCAAGAGAGAUUGAAUGCAUUGGCUAUGCUCUCCAUCGAAAAGGAACUAGCAGAAAGUUUGGAAUAUCAAGAUUUAAUAGCAG